Messenger RNA from Micromonas commoda, 1638 nucleotides. RefSeq lists its product with no specific name. NCBI's taxonomy places the organism in Eukaryota, Viridiplantae, Chlorophyta, Mamiellophyceae, Mamiellales, Mamiellaceae. Gene Ontology annotation, molecular function: calcium ion binding. The transcript has a single exon. Bases 1 to 1638 code for a protein of 545 amino acids. The record is from RefSeq and is a predicted model, not a curated record.
AUGGUGGCCAAGAUGAUCUACGACGUCCUCGCGUCAUUCACGUGCCCGAGGACCAUCACCUUCAAAGACUGGCGCCUGGGCUUCACGCACAAGGCGCUCAUGGCGGCCAUCGUCUCGUACGUCUGCUGGAACCUAUUCUCGUCGCAGCUCUUCUUGGUGGACUCCGUCCCGCUCGGGCUGGUGUCCAUAUGGCCCACCAGCGAGUACAACGGGAGCCUCGGCGUCGCCAACUACAGGGAGGCGAGGGAGACGUUCUACGAGGAGUACACGAGCGCGCGAAAGAGGGACAAGACGUACCGGUACUGCGACAACAAAAAGUACAGUUACUACUACGACGCCAACUACGACUACAGGGACAUAUCGUGCGCGCUGUGGCAGGAGGAGCAGGUCCCGGCCAAGGGCGAGUCGCAGAUGUUCUUCACCACCUUCGUCCAGGAGAACUCGGUGUCCUACGUCACCGUGGAUCCCGACUUUGACGGCAAGUGCGAUCGCGACAUGUUCGUGAAGGCUGGGAUCGACGAGGAACUGUGCCCGAAGCACGGGGAGGUAUCGCACUCGCUGGGGCGGUGCUACUGCCGCAACACGCGGAACAUGUUCGUCGCGGCGGCGGAGAACAUGACGCUCAACAUGGAGCACAAGUACAUGGCCAUGUACGGCGAGGGGUUCCUGCCGAGGACGAUAAUUCGCGUGGAGGGCAGUUUGGAGAACCUUCACGAGUUUCAACCAGGGGAGACGCUCGCGGUUCCCGUGCUUAAGAUACUGGAAUUCCUCGGCGCGAACCUGGACGAGGUGUACGACCCUAAGGUUAAUCCCGAUGAUGCCACGCUGAGGCUCAAGGGCAUGCAGGUCACCGCCAAGUUGCAGUACUACAAUUACCACCAGGCUCCCGGUUUUGAAAAACAGAAGGAUGGCAAGCCGGGUGAGACGAUUUGCAUCCUCGAGUUCAGCCAGCAGGACAUGUGGGCGUCCAUGGGUAACAAUCCCGAGUACUCGGUGACCACCGCGCACAAGGGCGGGUUCGUUGACAGGUACCGUUACGGCAUCAAGGUUGUCAUCCAGGCGUCGGGAAUAAUAUCGACGGUGGAUCUGAUGUUCAUGGUCAACACCGUGAUCCAGGGUCUGGUGCUGCUCAACAUCGCGGUCGUCGCGACGCAGAUGAUCGCCUUCUACGCGCUGGGAGACAGGAGUAAGAUGUACAAGGAGCAGGGCAACGAGACGGCGAGCUUCGAGCGCGAGGCUGCCCGGUUUGCGGUCCAAUCCAUCGUCGCGGGUCACGUGUUCCAUCUGUUGGACGAGGACAAGAGCGGAGCGCUCGACCAACAGGAGGUGUUUGAGGCAAUCAAACGUCACAUAGAGGGCAGCGGCUUGACCGAGGAGGAGAUGGACACGCUCGCGUCGUUCGUCAUACACCAGGCCGAGCUGGAUAGCGAACAAUGGGGAGAGAACGGGCAGGCUGGCGUGAUCGAGUUGGCGGAGUGGGACAACCUGUUCACCUCGGGACACGCCGACUUCCACUCGCUGUCGCGCAUGAUCAAACACCUGGACAAGCAGGAGGCGUCGUUCCUGCUGGACAGGGCCAAGUCGUUCAGGCAGUCGCUGGGUCGGGGGUACGGCUCCAUAGGCUCCAAGAACGUGUAG